Salvelinus namaycush (lake trout) is the source of this 2009-nucleotide messenger RNA. Its product is annotated as haptoglobin-like. The transcript has 5 exons. Lineage: Eukaryota; Metazoa; Chordata; Actinopteri; Salmoniformes; Salmonidae. Bases 324 to 1151 code for a protein of 275 amino acids. Gene Ontology annotation, biological process: proteolysis. The record is from RefSeq and is a predicted model, not a curated record. Gene Ontology annotation, molecular function: serine-type endopeptidase activity.
UCUCUCCUCAGCAGAUAUAAGGCCUUGGUCCCAUAACUUCUCACGGAGUACAUCGUCUUUACAGAGGAGACACAGCUCAACAUACAAACUGAUAUACUGAUAUUUCCAUCAAAAUGUGGUCAUCCCUGGCAGUGCUCCUCGCAGCCUCCUGUGUCUGUCUGGCUCAGGCUUACUUCUUCUGAUUUAGAUUGAAAUGUCAACAAAGUGAGAGGGAUUAAAUGUUCUGAAUGGAGAGAGGAAACGCUUUCAAACAAAAACAAGACCAAGGAGCAUUGACACCCUUUCUUAUCCCAUGUCUAUGUUAAGACCUGCGCUUCAGGCGUAUGGUUGGGGGCACUCUGGCCCCUCAUGUCCCCUGGCAGGCCAUGGUCUACCUGAGUAAAAACGUCAUGAACGGGGGCUUCGCUGGGGGAGCUCUAAUCUCUGACCGCUGGGUCCUGACCGCUGGCAGGAACUUGUUUGUCAGGAAGAGUAGGCAGGACACCCAGGGGAAAGAACCAAUCAUCCCCAAGGUGUACCUAGGCAUCACGCGACGCUCCCAAGCCAAUGCCUCCAAAGAAGUUGCUGUAGAAAAGGUGGUUCUGCACCCAGGCUUCCAGAACGUGUCAGACUGGGACAACAACCUGGCUCUGAUUCAGCUGAAGGAGCCAUUCACACUGAGCGAGGAUGUGAUGCCCAUCCCUCUGCCUGAGAGGGGUGAGGACCUAGCUGAGGCAGCCCAGGAGAAAGGCAUCAUCACAGGCUGGGGCUGGGGGGUCCACUUCACCCCCGCUGAGUCACUGAAACACCUGGUGUUGCCUGUGGUAUCGCACGGCUUCUGUAAGGCGGAGUACAACCGCGGUGGCCAAGUGCUGAGCGGGACUCCAACCAUAGACGACAACAUGUUCUGUACUGGAGCCAGCAAGUACCAGGAGAAUGUGUGCUCUGGGGAUGCAGGCAGUGCCCUGGCAGUCCAGGACCCCAAAGACAGCAGAGUGUAUGCUAUAGGGAUCCUGUCCUUCGAUAAGGCCUGUGCCAGGGAGAAAUACGCUGUCUACAUGAAGCUCUCUGCCUACAUGCCUUGGAUCAACAGUGUCCUCAGGGGCGACAGUGAGACAUCAGCCAGUCUCCGCUCCAGUGUAAUGUCUGAGAUGUAUUCGAGGCAGUUGUAGCCUCCACUCAGCACAGUUUCAGAUAUGAGAGCCGGGGCUUAUAAUCUCCAUUAUGCCUUUGCUAACAAAGUCAUUUUCUGCCUUGAUCUUGUAAAACUCUCUCAAGUUAUGACUUUCAUUGAGUGUGUGUCCCCGCCUGAUUGAGUAUGUCUUCCGAUGUUGAUUUCAAAGGAUUUUCAAUCAAUUAAUCUCUCUUAAGAAGUUUUGUUUCCGAUGUUUCACCUUACAACUUUUAUUCACAUUUUCUUCAACUCAUAUUAGAAUGCUGGGAAACAUGUUUUAGAUAAUCUCACAAGCUGUAAGAUGAGAGCAUGUUAGAGCCAUUAAAACAAGUAGGCUACAGCUAGGACUUGAGAUGAUUUUAAAGUUCAUUUAAGUGAUGGAAUUAUUAAGGACAAGAUGUUAUCUGGUCAAGGAGGAUAUUGUGAUGAGAUUCUAGCCACUAGAUUUCUACGGCCUUUGUCAACCAGGAAGGAUUUUUAAGUGGAUUUUUAAUGAAAACCACCCAAGAAGGAAAUAACUUGUUCUAAAAUAGAGCUGCAUAAACGAGGGUCUAGAUUCCCUCCCAGCAGGGGAAUGAGUCACUAACUCCUGGUUAGUGAAUCAUUUAAAUACAGAUGACAAAAGGCUUGUCAUCAUAGCCCAACUCUAGUUAAUAGCUUUCUUGCUUUGGAGCAGCUUGCUGUACCUCAAUUUGUUCAGUUUCAACAAGAUAUAUCUCAGAUAUCACAUGCAUAACGUGAUGAUAAUCUCAACCAUAUACAUUUAAUUUCAAUGAAGGAAGUGAAUUGAAAUUCCAUUUAGAAAAUUGAAAAAUCCUCUUUGAUGAUAAAUGGUACCUUACGGUACUUUCCCCAA